UCCACGCUGGGCUCUGCUCUCCGUAACAAACUCCCCAGGGGCUUUUCGCCCCUGACCUCGUAACCCACGUUAGUAAUUAGGGCGCGAGUGAGGAUUCGGGUGGCCCCUGGGUGACAGCCAGUAAGAUUCUUAGCCUUCCUGGUUCGGGAAAGGGAAAGAAUUCGGGAGGGGUAGGAUUUUUUUUUUUUCCCGGUAGGAUAGGUGGGGAAAAGACCGCUGCCUGUGUGUCCCUCUUUUGGACUAAGGUGUCUCUGUUGCUCCAUAAAUAAAACGUCUCACUGCCUUCUGCGAGCGCUAUAAAGGCGGCGGAACGGCUGUCCCGGGGGCAUUCCGGGCCGGACUUGAGCCGAAGCAGGUCAUGGCAGCGCCGGGCGGCAGGUUGGAGCCGCCGCCGCUCCCCGAGUACAGCUGCAGCUACGUGGUGUCGCGGCCGGUCUACAGCGAGCUCGCCUUCCAGCAGCAGUACGAGCGGCGCCUGCAGGAGCGCAAGACGCUGCGGGAGAGCCUGGCCAAGGGCUGCAGUUGUUCAAGAAAGAGAACCCUUGGUGUGCUGAAGACUCUCCUGCCCAUCUUGGACUGGCUCCCCAAAUACCGGAUCAAGGAAUGGCUGCUUAGUGAUACCAUUUCGGGAUUUAGUACUGGGCUAGUAGGGACACUGCAAGGCAUGGCGUAUGCUCUACUAGCUGCUGUUCCUGUUGGAUAUGGUCUCUACUCUGCUUUUUUUCCUAUCCUGACAUACUUUAUCUUCGGAACAUCAAGACACAUCUCAGUUGGACCUUUCCCAGUGGUCAGUUUAAUGGUGGGAUCUGUUGUUCUGAGCAUGGCCCCCGACGAACACUUUCUCAUGUCCAGCAGUAAUGGAACUACACUGAAUACCACCGUGAUAGACUCUGCAGCUAGAGAUGCAGCAAGAGUAUUGAUUGCGAGCACCCUUACUCUUUUGGUUGGAAUCAUACAGUUGAUAUUUGGAGGUUUGCAGAUUGGAUUCAUUGUGAGGUACCUGGCAGAUCCUUUGGUUGGUGGAUUCACAACAGCUGCUGCCUUCCAAGUGUUGGUCUCACAGCUAAAGAUUGUCCUCAAUGUUUCAACCAAAAACUAUAAUGGAAUUCUCUCCAUUAUCUAUACUCUAAUUGAGAUUUUUCAAAAUAUUGGUAACACUAAUCUUGCUGAUUUCAUUGCUGGAUUACUCACCAUUAUCAUCUGUAUGGCAGUUAAGGAAUUAAAUGAUCGAUUUAAACACAAAAUCCCAGUCCCUAUUCCUAUAGAAGUGAUUGUGACAAUAAUAGCUACUGCCAUUUCAUAUGGAGUUGACCUGGAAAAAAACUAUAAUGCUGGCAUUGUUAAGUCCAUCCCAAGUGGGUUUUUGCCACCGACAAUUCCGUCUGUGAGUUUGUUUUCUGAGAUGCUGACUGCAUCAUUUUCCAUCGCUGUGGUCGCUUAUGCCAUUGCAGUGUCUGUAGGAAAAGUAUACGCCAUCAAGUAUGAUUACACCAUCGAUGGGAACCAGGAAUUCAUUGCCUUUGGGAUCAGCAACAUCUUCUCUGGAUUCUUCUCUUGUUUUGUGGCCACCACUGCCCUGUCCCGCACUGCCGUCCAGGAGAGCACUGGGGGAAAGACACAGGUUGCUGGCAUGAUCUCGGCUGGGAUUGUGAUGAUCGCCAUCGUUGCCCUGGGGAAGUUGUUGGAACCCUUGCAAAAGUCGGUCUUGGCAGCUGUUGUAAUCGCCAACCUGAAGGGGAUGUUUAUGCAAGUGUGUGACAUUCCUCGUCUGUGGAGGCAGAAUAAGACUGAUGCUGUUAUCUGGGUGUUUACGUGCGUAGCAUCCAUCAUUCUGGGGCUGGACCUCGGUUUACUAGCUGGCCUUAUAUUUGGAUUUCUGACUGUGGUCCUGAGAGUUCAAUUUCCCUCAUGGAACAGCCUUGGAAGUAUCCCUAGCACAGACAUCUACAAAAGCACAAAGAAUUACAAAAACAUUGAAGAACCUGAAGGAGUGAAGAUUCUGAGAUUUUCUAGUCCUAUUUUUUACGGCAACGUUGAUGGUUUAAAAAAAUGUAUCAAGUCCACAGUUGGAUUUGAUGCCAUUAGAGUGUAUAAUAAGAGGUUGAAAGCACUGAGGAAAAUACAGAAACUCAUCAAAAAAGGGCAAUUAAGAGCAACAAAGAAUGGCAUUAUAAGUGAUGCUGGUUCAUCGAAUAAUGCUUUUGAGCCUGAUGAAGACAUUGAAAAUCCGGAAGAAUUUGAUAUUCCAACCAAGGAAAUAGAGAUUCAAGUGGAUUGGAACGCUGAGCUUCCAGUCAAAGUGAAUGUUCCUAAAGUGCCAAUCCAUAGCCUCGUGCUUGACUGUGGAGCUGUCUCUUUCCUGGAUGUUGUUGGAGUGAGAUCAUUGCGUGUGAUUGUCAAAGAAUUCCAAAGAAUUGAUGUAAAUGUGUACUUUGCAUCACUUCAAGAUCAUGUGAUAGAAAAGCUGGAGAAAUGUGGUUUCUUUAAUGAUAACAUCAGAAGGGACAUAUUCUUUUUGACUGUCCACGAUGCUGUCCUCCAUCUCCAGAACCAGGUGAAAUCCCAAGAGGUUCAAGAUUCCAUUUUAGAAACGAUCACCCUCAUCCAAGACUGUAAAGAUCCUCUUGAAUUAAUGGAAGCAGAGCUGAUUGAAGAAGGACUUGAUGUCCAAGAUGAGGCUAUGCGAAGACUUGCUUCCUGAAACUGGGCUCAGGAGGUCGCUCUAAGCAAGGACUGCAAGGCAAAUUUUACCCACCACGUAAUUCUAUGCAAAUAUUUUCUGCAUUGACUAUUUUCUUCAAACUUGAAACACUCAUUCUUUUCCAUUAGAUUUUUUUAAAUCUUUGAUUUUUUUUUUAACCUCUUAACCACUGAAAGAAAAGCACUAAGAUUGUUUCUAGGCUUUAUUUAUAAAAUGAGUAGCUUACUUCUAAAAUGUGCAAAAUGGUGAAGAAAAAAAUUUAGCAAUGUCCAGGAUCUGAGGAUAUUAUGCUGCUGUUCUCCACAACAGAUCUGCUGACAAUGUUCAUGUGGGUACACGUGUACCUCUGUGCAGCUGGGGCAAGUGUCACCCAACACAGGCUCUGUGGGCAGGCAGGUGAGGCAGGAAUGAUUAUCCUAUAGAAAAAUCUAUUUCUGACUGACCUUGAUACCCAUGAGCUAAACUGAUCACAGUGAGUAAAGGUUGAAAUAUAAUUAUUAAUGUACUUAACAAUAAAUGCCUUUAAAAACUCCCUUUGGUAAAUGCAUCAAAAAAAGGUUUUAAGAAUGCAAAUUUGGUUAGUACUUAGUAAUGUAGUAUUACUAUAUGUGACCAGAUAUGUAACCAGAAUUCAGAAUAAAGGAAAUGGUUCAGUUAAAAGCUAUAGAAUUGGGCUGAUACAUUUUAGAAACACUGACUCAGAGAAGUGAAGUGAUAAGAUUACUGUGGUUUAUAGAAAUCACUUUUUGAUAUAAUAAUCAAGGAUCACAAAUAAGAUGUAGUAAAACAUACGGCACUAUCUUUAGUUGAAAAAUGCAGUUUUAACUUAUCUUAGUUUAUAGAAAUGGUCAUUGUGUAGAGUAUAUUUAAGUAUGGUCUAUUUAAAAUCUAACAUAAAAUUUGUGUUAUUUUGAACAAAAAAUCAAUUUUGUUUAUAAGACCAUGGUGAUUAAAACAAGUUUAUGUUUUACUUUAAAAAUUUAGCAUUAUGUGAAGUGAUCUUUAACUGAAUUCUAAAUACCUUCCAAAAAACAUCUAAAAAGUGAACUGCUUAUAUAUAUAUGUAUAUAUAUACACAUGUAUAUAUAUACAUAUAUAUACUGAUUGAGACAAAACAUUCUAAAUGAACUCAAUAUCAAACGAAAAAAGUUGGUUUGGAAUACACACAUUGAAAGUAUAUGUUUUUAAAAAUCCAUAUGUUAAGCCCAAAAUAUUUUUUACUUAACCUUUUCUGAGUGCCAACAAUUUUCUAGGCAUUGUAUAUAAUACUUAGGCUUUGGUCCUGUGGACUAGUCCCGUGUAUUUCACGCUGGAGUGAAUGAAGUUGUACUUCUAGAGAAAAAUACUCAGGUCCUCAACUGAGGCAAUGUCUUAAGUUGACAGAGAAUGAUAUCGCACCUUUGGCAGAGAUGUGUGAAAUUCCCAAAUGUGUUUGGCUGUCUAAAGGCAGCAUGUCUUAUCUCUGUUUUUCUUCUUAAAUACUAUCAGAAAUAAAGUCUCUAUCUACUUCUGCAGGAAUAUCAUUAGUGAUCAUAUCAAAUUGGUUGACUAAAAGCAUUAUUUUCCUCCCUCCAUCCCCAUACUACAUACCAGAAUUUCAGGGAGUUGUAGUGGAUUGUGAUGUUAUAAUAGUCUUUUAUGCUCGUGGGUUAUACUGUCUUUAAUAGAUGUGGAACAGAUUUCUCCCUAUGUUUGGUACAGCAUAACCAGGAUUAUAAUGUUAUCUCAUUUUUAUAGUAAUACCUGCCUAUAAUGGCAACAAAUCAUAUCUCUAAAGAGUGAAUAUAAUAGUCUUGCAGAAAAUGGAUGAAUACCUCUGUUCAAUAGAGGAAAUACGCACUGCUCUUUUCUUUUUUUUAAUUAGUUGAAGGAAAUAUCAAAGUUACAUUUUAAAGGCUAGAGUUUUGUAAAAUCUUGGGUCCAUUUGUGGCUGUAUAAGACUACAGUCUUUGACUUGUUUCCCGAGCACACUCUAGUAAUACUUUCUCUUUCCUGCAUUUUGUGAAUAGUAAACAGACUUCUAAUUCUAUAUUGUCAAUGGAAAUUUUACUUGAAAUUAAAGCUUUUGUUAUGUUUUUAACCUUGAGGAUAAAAUUCCACUAUUGUAUAUGAAAAGUGAAAAAAAUCAAAUCAUGUACACUUGGAAAUAUUUGCACAUAUUUUUUAUGAAAAGUAAUGUUGCCUUUUAAGCUAUUCUGAUGUGUCGCUUCCGAACAAACUAUUAAAUUUUAAA
Molecule: messenger RNA, 4934 nt
Organism: Delphinapterus leucas (beluga whale)
Lineage: Eukaryota; Metazoa; Chordata; Mammalia; Artiodactyla; Monodontidae
Source: RefSeq, a predicted model, not a curated record